This is a messenger RNA of Anopheles gambiae (African malaria mosquito), 3379 nucleotides long. Its product is annotated as J domain-containing protein DDB_G0295729-like. The transcript is spliced from 2 exons. The record is from RefSeq and is a predicted model, not a curated record. Gene Ontology annotation, molecular function: nucleic acid binding; zinc ion binding. The coding region runs from base 384 to 2171 and encodes 595 amino acids. NCBI's taxonomy places the organism in Eukaryota, Metazoa, Arthropoda, Insecta, Diptera, Culicidae.
GUGUGUUUGUGUGACGUGGUGCUAAAGAAGAAAUUCGAAAAGUGCCCAAAAUGUGCCUGAGUUGCACUAUUUUAGUGUAAACAGUGCAUCUGAGCACGAAAAAAGGCAGAGUGCGUCGGGCUGCCAUCAAACCCUCAAGUAGGUGCGCGUUUGUGAAAGCGGCCCUGAAAUCUUUCAGGGAGGGUGAAAUAUUUCACUUUUGAAAUAUUUCAAAAUUUGAAAUUUUUCAACAUUUCAAAAAUCCGUUCUCCAUCGGUUUUCUUGACGAACCUAAAACCGGGGGUCGGUUUCUGACGCCUCGUUGGCGAGAGUGCGGGCGUUAGGCAUAGUGCGUCGGGCUGCCAACAAACCCUCAAGUAGGUGCGCGCAACGUUGAAACCAACAUGUCGGGGCUGGGCGGUGAUGCCCAUCCCCAAGGGAGCUCGGGACGAGUACUUCGCCCGAGGGCUCGAUCGGUGUCCCUCAACCGGGUCGACGCAUUAAAAGUGUCUGACUCAACACCGGUGGAGCCACCACCCACCGCAGGCAUCGUCUACUUGAGUGAUGAUGAAGAAGAAGAAUUGAACUGCACGAUCCUCGCGGGCCCGUCGGGAUUAGCAGUUCCACCAAUGGGGAAGGUGCCAUUGGUAGUGCUGGACAAGUUGCCCAGCCAGAGUCAACAGCGCGAGGAGAUGACGGUACCGGCCACCUCAACACCAAAGGCUGGUAAGUGUUCUUCUGCUGAACCAUCUCUCUCAGAGAUGAACGAGAGCUUGAAGCUCCUGGCCAUGCAGGUUGCUCAGCUCUCAAAGGAGCUUAGCCUCUGCCGUAAGGAGCUCCAGGAAAGUUUGAUGAAAAAUGCGGCGCUUGAACGGGAGCUCGAAACGUACAGGAUGGGCGCCCGUUCGGUCAUCGAGCUGCAGCAGCAAGCAGCAGCAGCCCCAAUGAUGACAGCCCAGGGAGCCCACAGCUCUCGCAACCGUCGCGGUCGCCAAGGACCACAGCAGCAGGAGCAGCGGCAGCAGCAGCAACAGCAUCAGCAGCGGGAACAGCAGCAGCAGCAGCAGCAGCAGCAGCAGCAGCAGCAGCAGCAACAACAACAGCAGCAGCGGAACCAGCAGCGUGAAUGGCAGCAGCAGCAGCAGCAGCAGCAGCAUCAACAGCGAGAACAGCAGCAGCAGCAACGGGUGCAGCAACAGAAUCAGCAGCACCAACGUCAGCAGCAGCAGCAGCAGCAGCAGCGGCAACAGCAACAGCAGCAGGAGCAGCAAGAAUUAUGGACGACGGUAGUGCGCCGCCGUCAAAAUACACAGCAGCAGCAGCAGUCUAACCAACCGCAGCAACAACAACAGCAGACUGGGCGGUAUCAGCCGCCGCAAAUGAGGCAGCAGCUACAGCAGCAACAGCAGCAACGACAGCCACAGCGAUAUGUGGUCGCAGGCUCGUCGCAACAGCAGCAGCAGCAGCAUCAACAGCAGCAGCAGAAGCGUAAGCGUCCUAAGCCCGAACUGAUAGAGAUCUCUCCUGGUCAGAACGAGACUUUCGAGAGCGUCUCCUUGAAAAUCCGUAAAGCCGUUGACGAUAAUGGCACACAUAAGGAGUUAAAGGAUUUCAUCAUCAUGGGCCGGCGCACAGAUAAGGCGUUGCUACGACUGACGCUUGCUAGAUCCGCAAACGCGACCUUAAUUCUCCAGCAGAUCCGAACGAUCAUCGGCGAGGCUGGAACUUGUCGACACGUGACGGAAAUGGCGGCCUUGGUAGUAAACGACAUCGACCCCCUAGCCAAGGAGGAAGAGCUUACAGCUCUCCUUGAAAACAAGAUCGAGGGUGGGGCAGGCAUCGUCUCAACGAGCAUUAGGACAAUGCCGGAUGGCACCCAGCGGGCACGCGUCCGUCUGCCAGCCAAGGCCGCCAAAGCGCUGGAUGGUACGAAGCUUCGCUUGGGCUUCUGCAUUUCCAGAGUGAAGAUGGCUCCUCCAACACCCAAAGAGCAUCUUCGCUGCUACCGAUGCCUUGAGCACGGCCACAACGCCCGCGAUUGUCGGUCACCUGUAGACCGACAAAAUGUUUGCAUCCGUUGCGGACAGGAAGGUCACAAGGCUGGUACAUGCAUGGAAGAAAUACGCUGCGGCAAAUGCGAUGGCCCCCAUGUUAUCGGGGACCGGACAUGCGAUCGGUCGGCCACCCAAUGACGCAGCUAAAAGUCCUCCAAGUGAACCUGGGUGGAGGCAGGAUCGCCCAAGAUCUGGUCCUGCAAACCGCCCGACAAAUGGAAGUGGACGUGCUGGUUCUUUCCCACACGUAUCGACCACCCGAGAACAACCCAAGAUGGGCAGUUGAUGCCUCCAAAAAGGUGGCAGUCGUGGCCACAGGACGAUACCCUCUACAAGGACAAUGGAGCAGUGAUGUUCCAGGCCUUAUAGCUGCCAAGGUGGGUGGCAUCACCUUCCUAAGCUGCUACGCGCCACCCAGCCUGUCGCGGGAAGGAUUUGCGGAAUUCGUUGAAGCAAUUGAAUUGGAAGCCCAAUCCCACCCUCAGGUAGUAGUUGCCGGAGACUUUAACGCUUGGCAUGAGGAGUGGGGAAGCCAACGCAGCAAUGAGCGUGGGGAAGUACUGCUCGAGGCGUCCCAGCAAUUGGGCCUGCUGCUGAUGAAUCGAGGGAAUGUGGCAACCUUUGUUGGAAACGGUGUGGCGACUGCCAGCGUUGUCGACGUGACCUUCGCCAGCUCGUCCAUAGCUCAGCCGAGCACUUGGUUGGUAAGAAACACGGACACGCGAUCUGACCAUAGGUAUAUCACCUAUUCGGUAGGCCCAGCGUCAGCAGACCAGCAGCGUAACCAAGGACAGUCACGUCAACGGGGCCAGCGAGAGCGUUUUCAACAUGCAGGCACGCGAUUUAAGACGAAACAGUUCUCGAAAGAGAAUUUCCUGGCCACGCUACAUGGCGAGGGAUUCCGAGAGAAGGCAGUCAAUCACCAGGGAAUGAUCUCGGCAAUGAUAUCGGCCUGCGAGAAAACCAUGCAAAGGAUGACGUCGUCUUUCCCCGACCCUCAUCGGGACGUUUACUGGUGGACGCCACUGAUUGCUCUGCUUAGGCAAAACUGCGAGCAGACGAGAGAUCGCAUGCAGCAGACAAGUGAUCUCCAGAACCGAAGUCUGGCUGCAGCCCAAUACAGAACAGCUAAAGCUGAGCUGGAUAGAGCUAUACGUGCCAGCAAAAAGGCUGCCUUCCAGGAAUUGAUCGAUGCUGCGGAGGAAAACGUUUUCGGAGCCGGGUACUUAGUAGUCCUCUCCCGUCUUCGCGGUGGAAGGGCCCCACCCGAGACGGAGAGAGCGAGGCUUGAAAGCAUCGUUACAGAGCUUUUCCCGCAACAUCCGCCCUUCAACUGGCCCAGCAUC